UCGCUCCCUCUGGCCCGCAGCUGGUGAAAAAUUUUCGAGAAUUUCCAGCCGACGAAGCAGUGAGUGGUGCUUUCGACUGCUUGCUCCGGAGAUCGGAAGACAAAGGAGACGGCAAUCUUAUUUACCGAACACGAAAGCCCCUGCACUGCCCUCCGUUAGCUCAUUGAAACACUUCCAAGGGACAUAGCCAUCGCGAGGUGCAUCAUUCUCUUGAAGACGGUCCACUAUUGUCCGCCAACCGAGUCCCUUGCAGCUGAGUGAUGUCAACAGCUGCCUUAAUCACUUUGGUUAGAAGAGGCGGGAACCAGGUGAGAAGGAGAGCGCUGCUGACCUCCCGCCUGCUGCAAGACGAGCGCCGCCUGCCGGCCACCUGCCACAGCUCCACCUCAGAGCCCAGGUGUUCUCGAUUCGACCCGGACGGCAGUGGGCGUCCGGCCACCUGGGACAGUUUCGGGAUCUGGGACAACCGCAUUGACGAGCCAAUUCUACUGCCCCCCAGCAUUAAGUAUGGCAAGCCGAUUCCCAAAAUCAGCCUGGAAAACGUGGGGUGCGCCUCGCAGAUUGGCAAACGGAAAGAGAAUGAAGAUCGAUUCGACUUUGCCCAGCUAACAGAUGAGGUCCUGUACUUCGCGGUGUAUGAUGGGCACGGCGGACCUGCAGCCGCUAAUUUCUGCCACACCCGCAUGGAGAAAUGUAUUCUGGAUUUGCUUCCUAAGGAGAAGAACUUGGAAACUGUGUUGACCUUGGCUUUUCUAGAAAUAGAUAAAGCCUUUGCGAGUCAUGCCCACCUGUCUGCUGAUGAUACUGAACCCCCGCAUGAGGCACCGUUAGUGGAUGUGUUACUCCUUGUCUCUACUCUAGAAGCAAGCAUUCUGACCUCUGGGACUACUGCAACAGUAGCCCUACUGCGAGAUGGUAUUGAACUGGUGGUCGCCAGUGUUGGGGACAGCCGAGCUAUUUUGUGUAGAAAAGGAAAACCCAUGAAGCUGACCAUUGAUCAUACUCCAGAAAGAAAAGAUGAAAAAGAAAGGAUCAAGAAAUGUGGUGGUUUUGUAGCUUGGAACAGCUUGGGACAGCCUCACGUAAACGGCCGACUGGCCAUGACGAGGAGCAUUGGAGAUUUAGAUCUCAAAGCCAGCGGAGUGAUAGCCGAGCCAGAAACAAAGAGGAUCAAGCUGCACCACGCUGAUGACAGCUUCCUGGUCCUCACCACAGACGGAAUCAACUUCAUGGUGAAUAGUCAAGAAAUUUGUGACUUUGUCAAUCAGUGCCAUGAUCCCAACGAAGCUGCCCAUGCAGUGACUGAACAGGCGAUCCAGUACGGCACUGAGGAUAACAGUACGGCCGUCGUAGUGCCUUUCGGCGCCUGGGGAAAAUAUAAGAACUCUGAAAUCAACUUCUCCUUCAGCAGAAGCUUUGCCUCCAGUGGGCGAUGGGCCUGAUUGCUGGCCAGGACUCCAUGCUUCUGUGCAACACUUUUUAACUAAGAAUGUCAAGAAACUGAUCAAAUCACAAAUGCUGUCUGUACCAGUGACCCACCAGAGCAGUAUACAAGUCAGUGUAAACCUAGUAACUAUUUGCAUAGUGAUUUUUUAUGAAUAAUCAUAUUUAUGAUCAACUGUACAUGCUCAGUACACUAUAACCAAGCUAGUGUGAGCUUCUAAGCAAGCAAAUGAAAAGUGGUUUCAGAACUUUCAGUGAGUGUUCAAUUUCUAAUCGUAAGACUCUUAGGCAGCUAUUUGUUUCUAUCGAUUGUUUUUGUUCUUAAUUCAUUUGAACAGGUUCUUCAAGUUCUUCGACACUAGUCAGUUUGAAUUUUGACGACUAUUCCGUGUACUAGCUGCAAGUGUUUACUUUUGAUAACUGUGCCAAGGAGUAAAUGUGAAAACUGAGUUAUCUAUUCUCAUAUUUUGUAUACUAGGCCACUUACAAUAACAGUAAUUGUGCAGCAGAAAUCAAUUCAGAUACUAUAUUGCCAAAUCAUGCUUAUUUAUAAACAGUGCAUUUGUGUAUUUCAACUGCAUCACCAGAGUCCCCCUUCCCACUCAAUCCUAUUUUUCUGUAGUUGUAAAUGUUAUAUAGAUUUGACUCUACUAUCAGAAAAGAAGACACAGGCUAAGGGUCUUCCAGUCAAAAUUAUACAAAGUUAAAUACUGUGGUAUCAAGUAUUUUGUAUAGUUUCCAAUUAAGUUGGUGUUCUGUGUUUUGUAUAUAUGUUUAUAUCACCUUUUGUAUAGAGUAAGCAAGCUGGCUAAUUUGUUAGUAAAAAUAAUAUCACAUUGACCCACAGUGCCAUAGACAAAGAUCAAGGUUUAUGUCUCCUCUUUGCUCAUUUCUAAGACUUACAAGGAAGGAUAUGUCUGAAACAAACAUUAAAACUGUGUAUUUCAGCUUGUUAUAUAUAACUUAGGCAUGUGAAACUAUUUACCUGCAUGUAAGUUUGCUGUUAAAUGUGAAUCUGUGCAUGUAUGAUUGGAAUGAUAUCUACAGUUUAUUUCUGCAGACUCUAAAUUUAUCCCAUGUGUGUGUGGGUGUGUGUACAUAUGUAUAUUUUGGAGUAAUAUAAAAUUAAAGGGAACAAUCUUCUUGCAUAGCUCCUUCACCAGUUAACUAUCUUUAAAUUAUUCUGUAUUUAACUCUGAAGACUCUUGAUAAACUGAGGCAGUUCUGUUAAGUGUAGAGCCAGUGGUUAUCAGCAGGUGAGGAAACAGAUUUUAGGAGGUAUUUUGUGGCACAUAAUUUAUCUGGAAAACCCAGGAACAGGGCCAGAAUCUUGAUGCUACAUUUCUAGAUGGUCAUUUGCAUAUAAAAUAAUAUGAUAAAAAUAAUGACUCCUAAGAAUGAUAUGGAAUUUUAUAGUAGAAACAAAAGAAAAACAAACCAAAAGAAGAACUUUGAUAGAGAAUGUACUUUCAACUCUUUUUUCAGGAUUGACUUUUUUUCUUUUCUGUAAGCUUCAUUUUUAGGUUUAUUAUAAGAAAGAGGGCCCAAUAUAAAUGCUCACGCCUUUUCACCUUUGUGAGAACAGAAGAAAAUAUAUUUUCCAAUUGUCCUGCCAUCUUAAACAGGAAUGUCAUUUGAAAAAAAAAGUGCUAAAUAUUUCAAUUUUUUUUUCAAGGCAUUUAGGUGAAAGGAGGAAAACCAUUACGGGCAGGAAGAUGUUCUCCUGCUCACUGUCUGUGAGGACAAGAGCCCAAGCACAGCUGGGAAUCGGCUUGCUCUUUCCAAGUCAGGUCUUCCAACAGAAGUGUGGAAGCCACAUUUAGGAGUUUGGAAAAUUUCUAACUAAAAAAAGGAAAGUGCUAAAGCUCCACGAUUACAUUCUAAAGACACAGGUUUUGUUUUUGUGUGAAUUCUUCACAUUGCCAUCACUCCCUCCUUUACUUUAAAAACUAGUUAGGAGUGAUGUUGGCACGUUCAAAGGACCGAGGGCCAUGGAUGACUGCAGUGGUUGCCAGUUCUGAGGAAGGGGAGUUUGUAGGAGGAUGACUGGGGUGGAUCUAAGUAGGCCACACCUGGAAAAGUGAGUUAACCUUGACAAAGCAUAGAGCAUACUGGUAUUUAUGGGUUUUCAAGCCAUAAUGUUAAAGUACGAUUUAAAAUGUGGAUUAUUUAAAUCUGUAAAACAUAAGCAUAUGUGUCUUAGGUUUCUAAGUCUAUUACUGGAAAUUAUGCAAAUAGUAAUAAAAAGAAAGGACUGCUCUAUAUAUAGCUGUUUCACUGUAACUGUGAAUUUCCUAUGUGGAUAUAAGCAUGGUAUAAAUUAUAUUAAUGUAAUACAACACAUAGAUUGUAUUUAUGUUUGCCUUUCAUUUAUAUGUAUUAUGUAAAUCAUCUUUCAAUAUGUGUUGCCAACAUUUAUUCAGUGAAAUAGUCUUAAAAUUGUUGUAAUAUUUCACAAGUAUAAAUUCUUAAGUAGCUUACAUAUCCAAAAGUAAAUGUGGUUCUACUCUCAUCAGUUAUUCACUUGUUAGAGACCUUUAUGUUUCCUAAGUGCUUCAAGGUCAUGAAUUUUUCUGUAAAAUAAUUUAUUCUGGAGGGAUCAGUUUUGAUUCUAUGUACCCAGUAAUGUGAUGUGAGCCUUCCCUACGUUCCAAUGUUUUAAAAAUUACUUCCAAGAAUUAUUAACACAUAAUCUAAAAUACAGAAAUUAUUUUUUUAAGUAUAACUUUAUUUGGGAAAAGAAUUUAGGCAGAAAAUGAGUAGGUCUGUGCUAGCUCUUUAGUAUCAGAUUGGACAUUUAUUUCCUUUCUAAAAAUGGACAUAGAUUUAAUUUCAUGGAAACACUAUAGUAAGGAAAUUCUUCCAGGCAGGGGGAAGUGAAGGUCUAGUAUUAAACAGUUAAACACA
Lepus europaeus (European hare) is the source of this 4350-nucleotide messenger RNA. It is a transcript of the gene PPM1K, whose product is annotated as protein phosphatase, Mg2+/Mn2+ dependent 1K. The transcript is spliced from 8 exons. NCBI's taxonomy places the organism in Eukaryota, Metazoa, Chordata, Mammalia, Lagomorpha, Leporidae. Gene Ontology annotation, biological process: protein dephosphorylation. Gene Ontology annotation, molecular function: protein serine/threonine phosphatase activity; cation binding. The record is from RefSeq and is a predicted model, not a curated record. Bases 261 to 1442 code for a protein of 393 amino acids.